Molecule: messenger RNA, 1361 nt
Organism: Poecilia latipinna (sailfin molly)
Lineage: Eukaryota; Metazoa; Chordata; Actinopteri; Cyprinodontiformes; Poeciliidae
Exons: 8
Coding region: 98-1153 (351 amino acids)
Source: RefSeq, a predicted model, not a curated record
CACACACACACACACACACACGCGUGAUGGUUUCAUGCUUAAAAGGAAGCUGCUUCACACACUCAGUCAGUCGUGGACGUAAAGAAGCAGAAGCACAAUGCUUUCCUGUAAGUGGAUCUCUGAGACUUUAUUUACUAUUCUGAUGCUUCAGCUCACAGCAGCAGCUGGGCAGCAGCGAGCUUUCUUCACUGUUAAAACUGGUGAUGGAGUCACUUUACCCUGUAGCAAAGUGGAACAGGAGAAACCCAACUGUGACAGAAUCACAUGGACGUUCAGUCAACCAGGAAACAGAGAGGUAUCAUGGUUUGAAAGAGGAAAGUUCACAGAAGAAGCUAACGCUAAGUCAGGCAGACUGAGUGUCACAGCAGACUGUUCUCUGGUCAUGAAGAACGUCAGAGAGGAGGUUUUUGGUGAAUACUACUGCAGACAGAUCCCGACUACAAGCCCAAAUCUCGCCAUGAAGGUUGAUCUGUCUGUUGUUACCAUGAAUGAACAAAGAAACAAUGGAAAAGUCACCUUUACCUGCUCUGUGUCUCAACACACUGUCUGCAAACACACAGUGGUGUGGCUGUAUGAGGGGAAAGAUAAAAUAUCACCAGAUGUGAAUGUAUCAAGUUCCUGCUCUGCAGCUGUCACAAUCCCAGCAUCUCAUCUGCAUCAGGACUCAAAGUUUUAUGAGUUAUUAAAGUGUAAAGUACAAGAUGCAUAUGACAAAAAAGACCUGCUGUUCACCUUCAGCCAUCAGUCAUCAGAACAAUCAACAGCAGCUACAGCAACUACAUCAGUAACAACUAAAUCAAUAUCAGCCACAUCUAACAGAACUGAAUCAGUAUUUUCAACCAGCAGCAGGUGGCUAACAUCACUAACUCCAACACCAACGCCAUUUACCAAACAUAAUCAAACAAAAUCUCGAGGUUGGAUUUGGUGGGUUGUCACUGUGUCCAUGUUGUUAGCAGGACUCUUAAUAACUGUGAUGGUAACCAUCGGAUGGAUGAAAACUAAAGGAAGUAAAAAGCAGAAGGAAGACCAGCCUCAGGUUGAUGCUUAUGUUUCUUAUGCAUCCAUGAACCUCGCCAUGGGAACCAGGACAAAAAGCAACGUCCCUGAUGCUGUGAUCUACAGCACUCUACAAGCUCCAUCUGCUGUGAUCUGAUCAGCUGCUGUCCAUAACAGAAGGAAAAGCAACAUUUCCCUUUAAUUUGUUGAGGAUUUGAAUCCAGUUGUUUUGUUCUGGAUCAUUUCUGCUUGUUUGAUGCCUAAUCUGCUCCCAUCCUGCCUCUCUGCAAUGAUUGGAUCACAAUCCUUCAAACAUUUAAUGCAUUUACAAAGUUUAUUGCAAUAUAUAUAUAUAUAUAUAUAUA